GGGCUUUCCUGCGUCACCAACUAACUAACUGCAUUGCAUCAAAUCCAGUGCCGUGGAUCUGCGGAGAACCAAAAAAAUCGUCGACCGCCACACCGACGACGGCGACCACCCGUGGAACGCCUCUACCACUGCCGCAUUCCAUCAUCUAGCGCCGAACGGUCUGCCAAUUGAAGCCGUAAAUUACAAACAUCCGAGUGUCCUCCGAACUUCUGGCCUGAUCUUCCUGUUCCAUUCUUCAGCGAAGGGCUAUUUUGAGGCCCAGGCAUAUCUCUACCAUGGCGUCCGACGAAACCUCAAGUCAUUUGGCAGAAUCCGGAGUCACGAUACGCUCCGACAGUGAACACUACUCUGCCGGGGAAGAAAACACGACCUCGCCUGCUUCAUCCGGAAGUCCUGCAGUCAUUCUGUACCAGCCCCCAACAGUUUGGUCGUUGGUGAGGAGUGCUGCCAUAAACCUGCUGCUUCCCUUCAUCAAUGGCAUGAUGAUGGGUUAUGGCGAGCUUUUCGCACACGAAAUCGCCUUUAGGCUAGGCUGGAGCGGGACAAAAGUAUUUCCCAUGACAAGGAGAACAAGACAUUCUGUAGGCCCCGGUGUUGAGGUCAUUGACAGGCCACGCCCGGCAACUAGCCUGGACGAUCUGACGAGCUUGGAGUGAUUGUCAUAUACACCAAACACCUACAAUAUACCAUACUCACCCGUUCAAUCUCGAGGAUAUACGUUUACUGUCUGCAUAUAUCAUACCAGUUUCGGCCAUUCCCAUACUACCAUACCGAUAAUGCAGUAGAAGACACAUAUGAUAGAGAAACCAUUUGCAUGCUAAAGAGCCCGGGUGUGUUUUUUCGCGAGGGUUGCGUUAGGUGAAACAAAAACUUCACGGACAAACCCUGACGAUAUGAUUUUGUCUGUGCCAAGAGGACAUGCCCAGUUUCAAGUCCGU
Pyricularia oryzae 70-15 is the source of this 938-nucleotide messenger RNA. RefSeq names its product mitochondrial import protein 1. Gene Ontology annotation, biological process: protein insertion into mitochondrial outer membrane; mitochondrial outer membrane translocase complex assembly. Gene Ontology annotation, cellular component: mitochondrial outer membrane. The transcript is spliced from 2 exons. The record is from RefSeq and is a predicted model, not a curated record. Lineage: Eukaryota; Fungi; Ascomycota; Sordariomycetes; Magnaporthales; Pyriculariaceae. The coding region runs from base 276 to 656 and encodes 126 amino acids.